Molecule: messenger RNA, 4424 nt
Organism: Micropterus salmoides (largemouth bass)
Lineage: Eukaryota; Metazoa; Chordata; Actinopteri; Centrarchiformes; Centrarchidae
Product: choline transporter-like protein 2
Exons: 22
Coding region: 281-2470 (729 amino acids)
Biological process (GO): choline transport; transmembrane transport
Cellular component (GO): membrane
Molecular function (GO): choline transmembrane transporter activity
Source: RefSeq, a predicted model, not a curated record
AAGAGGUCUUUUGGAAGUGGGAGGAGAUAGAGGGAGAUGCACAGGUGGGGCACAGAUUUGCAAGAGGCAGUUUCAGGUUAAAGAGGGGAAGUGGAGGGUUGCUGGUUACCAGGCUCACAGCUAUUCAGGGACAGGUUGGACUGGUUUCCCAUAAACAACACCCACAUUUCCCUCGCUGUUGUUCAUUUAUACCAGCACAGAGGGAAGAAGAGCCACAGAAAGGGGCUGUGGAAGGAGUAAAAGGGUUCUCUGUAUAUUUGGCCCAGAAAGGAAUUUCAACAUGCCCGAGGAGGAUGGACAGUAUUAUGGAAAGAAUGGUGAGCCAAGAAAGUUUGAUGCAAACUUCAAAGGGCCAAUCCAGAACAGGGGCUGCACAGACAUUGUGUGCUGCAUCUUCUUUAUUCUUGCCAUACUGGGUUACAUUGCAGUGGGAAUACUUGCUUGGUCAAAGGGUGAUCCCAGGAAGGUGAUCUAUCCCACAGACAGUCGAGGCCAGUUCUGUGGGCAGGCUGGCACCCCACUUGAGAACAAGCCGCUGCUGUUCUACUUCAACAUCAUGAAGUGUGCCAGCCCCAUGGUGCUGCUGGAGUUCCAAUGUCCGACCACACAGAUAUGUGUGGAGAAGUGUCCCAACAAGUUCAUGACAUUAAUCAAAGCCCACGCCAAAAAAGAUGAGCUGGAUUAUUACAAAAACUUCUGCAUGGAUGGUGUGACUAAUGCAAUGGGCGUACCAGAAAUCCUUAGCUCAGGUCUCUGUCCUGCCAUGCUGAUCCCCAGCCAGCCCUUCACUCGUAGGUGUUUCCCAGCUUUGGGCCAGAAAGGAGGCGUGAUAACUGUGGGAAACAUCUCUCAGUUUGAAGAUGGAACCGGAAAUAUUAGAGAUGCCAAGGACCUUGUGGCUGGAGUCAAGAAUGCCACGGUGGUUAUGGAGGCUCGUCAGGUGGUCAUGAAAAUCUUUGAGGAUUUCACACAGUCCUGGUACUGGAUCCUGAUAGGGUUGGUUAUUGCCAUGCUCACCAGCCUGCUCUUCAUUGUCCUCUUGCGCUUCCUGGCAGGGAUCAUGGUCUGGGUCAUGAUUGCCAUGGUGAUACUGGUCAUAGGAUAUGGUAUCUUCCACUGCUAUAUGGAGUAUGCUGGCCUAAAAGGAGAUCCAGGCGCUAACGUGACUAUACAGCAACUGGGCUUCCAGACAGACUUCUCAGUCUACCUGCAGAUCAGACAGACCUGGCUGGCCUUCAUGAUUAUCCUGGCGAUUGUGGAGGUCAUCAUCAUCCUGCUGCUCAUCUUCCUCAGGAAGAGGAUCUGCAUUGCCAUUGCUCUCAUCAAAGAAGCCAGCAGAGCCAUCGGGCAUGUGAUGUCGUCCCUUUUCUACCCACUGUUCACUUUUGUCCUCUUGGCCGUGGUCAUCGCCUACUGGGCAGUUACAGCUGUCUUCUUGUCUACCUCAAAUGAACCCAUCUAUAAAGUUUUCAAUGACACUGUAUGCGACUUCUCAAGACAAAACUGUAACCCAGCUAACUACACCACCAGUGAAAUGAAACGGCAGUGCCCUGACUCCAAGUGCCUUUUUGCUUUCUACGGGGGAGAAACCCUUUACCACAAAUACCUGAUAGGCCUGCAGUUCUACAACGUCUUCCUCUUCUUCUGGUGUGCCAACUUUGUCACGGCUCUGGGACAGAUGACCCUGGCCGGGGCCUUUGCCUCGUACUACUGGGCCGUCGUCAAGCCUGAUGACAUGCCUGCCUUCCCAUUGUUUUCUUCCCUAGGGAGAUCUCUCAGGUAUCACACAGGAAGUCUGGCGUUCGGCUCCCUUAUACUCUCAAUCGUUCAGAUCAUCAGGGUUUUGCUGGAGUAUGUGGACCACAAGCUGAAAGGAGCCCAAAAUAAGUUUGCCAAGUUCCUGUUGUGCUGUCUGAAGUGCUGCUUCUGGUGUCUGGAGAAAUUCAUCAAGUUCCUAAACAGAAACGCCUACAUUAUGGUGGCGAUAUAUGGCAAAAACUUUUGCACCUCUGCCAGAGAUGCCUUCUUCCUCCUAAUGAGAAACAUGAUCAGGGUGGCUGUCUUGGACAAAGUGACAGAUUUCCUUUUGUUUUUGGGCAAGCUUCUGAUUGUUGGGCUCGUAGGGAUCUUUGCCUUCUUUUUCUUCUCUGGGAGAGUGAAGACCUUUGAGAAUACAGCUCCCCAUCUCAACUACUACUGGGUACCCAUCCUGACUGUGGCGCUGGGCUCCUACCUCAUUGCCCAUGGAUUCUUCAGUGUCUACGCCAUGUGCGUGGACACUCUUUUCCUCUGUUUCUGUGAAGACCUGGAACGCAAUGACGGUUCAGCCGCAAGGCCUUAUUACAUGUCCUCAACUCUUCAUGAGAUUCUGUGGAAGAACAAGGCAGAGGAUCCGCCUUCAUCUUCUGCCCUGCAACAUGACGAUGAAGACAUCCAGUUGAAACGGCAGCAGGAGGAUGAUACAGCUUAGAGAUGGGCAGUUUUAUGGUCAAAGACGAAUGUCGUCAGAUUUCACUGAGUUGCGGGCACAACAAAAUCCAUGCAACACUUUUCUAAACAGUUAUAGUUCAAGACGAUCUUAAACUUUGAUAGUAAGGAGCUGGUACAUUGUUGCCCAUUGGGAAGGACUCCUUGGCACCUAACCUGCUCAUCUCAGACUGUAGUAAAGCUACAGAACUCUAUGGCUUAAAGUAGCAGGAAUUCAGUGUUUCCAUUAUCAACAACUGAGUAGUGCAGAUUUCCUUUUACGUUAUCUGUUCUUUAACACAAGACAACAUGUGGAAACAAGAUGUUACGGCUUUGUUUUAUUAUUUGACCUUUGCUAAACCCCUCCCCCACACAGUGAUUGUCUAAUCUUCACAUGGAGCGGUGUCAAUGGGUUUGGAAGGUGUUGUCUUUUGGGUUAGCUUUCCAAAUUUUAAAGCAUUUGAAAACAUAAUGCUCGCAUGUAAUCUUUGGCAUGUUCAGCUAACUGGCUUACUAGCUACACUACUAACAGUUCCAACACAGGCCUUUCAUACUACACUUUCUUGUGGAAUUGCAGGUUACGUUGGGGGGGGGGGUCUUUGGUCAGGAGAGCACAUUGACUCUGUAGUAUGGUGUGGAAACCAGUCCAGGAUGCUUCAUCAUCAAAAUAUAGGCUAACAUAGUAACUGCUGUUUAUUGGAAUUAGGAUAGUUAACACAGCCGAACUCAUUAUUAUUCCAGGUAGCAUUAUGUUUGCCAAAUACAUUAGUUAGUCCUCAUCAGAAAAGCAUUUUUUUUUUUUUUUUUGUAACAACUGUUAAUACAAGCUUGUAUUAUUGCUAGCAAAAAAGCAUACAUCUAACUUCUGUAUUGUGUAGUUAGUUAGUAUGUAUUCUAAGCAGCCAAACAGUUAAUGGUAGGAUUUACAGUUUGAUGCUGGGGCUUGUUUGUUUUUUUGCCUGGAGUAUAUCUUUAGGAUCCCUUUUUUUCUUUUUCUUUUUUUUUUUUUAGGUUUUUUGUCUUCAAAUCAAGUAAGCUAACGUUAUCUUAGAUAAUGUCAAAUAAUCACUUUUUCAGAUGGAAAGAGUGAUAGAAAGGAGAAGUUGCUUUGUCUUAAUUUGAUCACUAUUUCACAAAUGACUUUUGAUGGUAAAUAUGCCACUAUUAUCAUAAACUGCACAUGUGCUGUGUGGGGAAAGGAAAGCUGAGCAACAGUAACGGGGGGGGUUAGCGAAUGGUCAAUUGAACAUCAAGCAUGUCUCUAGGAAUGAUCACUUUAAAAUAUUCACAGGUGUAUUGCACGUGGGUUAUUUAUGGCAUGAAUCAGAUGAUGAAAUGGUCUCUCACUGGAGUUGAUAUCAUUGAAUUAGUUAAAGUCUCUCUUUGUAACAGUCAGGUCUUUCCUCACUUUUACGGACAUUGCGGUAGAAAUGUCUGUAUUAGGGAUUUAUUUUGGUUUUUUUUCAUGUUGGGCUUAACUAAAAUUGUAUAAAUGGCUUACUCUGACGUAAACAGACUCUGUUUUAACCUUUUAAUAGUUCCUGCCAUGGGCCAGAAGAAACUUGAAGCCGUCCACGUGCCUAAUUUACCAUAUUAAUAUUGGUGUCUUUGCACCUAGACUUUAAAUUUUAAUAAGGGUACCUAAUUGUUUACAGUUUAUGCAAUCAGAACCACAGUCUUCAGUGCUACUUACUUAGUGCGCUGCACUAUCAAUGCACUUUAAUUUCUGUUCACACCAAGCCAUAACAGGUUUUUAUCUGUAUAAAUGAAGACUGAAUUUUUUUUUGUUGUUGUUGAGGCUAGCUGCUUUUGUAGUCUCUCAUGUUGACGUUUUUACUGUAAAAGCAAUGUAGUUUUGCAUUCAGUGCCUCUUUACAAAGGAACUUGUAGUUGUUAACAGUAUUUGAGGAAACAAGUCUCCACUGCAUAAAACAAAGGAAUUAAAACUCUGAAAUGGA